Molecule: messenger RNA, 459 nt
Organism: Trematosphaeria pertusa
Lineage: Eukaryota; Fungi; Ascomycota; Dothideomycetes; Pleosporales; Trematosphaeriaceae
Exons: 2
Coding region: 1-459 (152 amino acids)
Source: RefSeq, a predicted model, not a curated record
AUGAUGACAGACGCGCUCCACGCCUUUCUCGACGAGCGACUCCGACUCUCUCUGACUGGGUCGAUUCCAGCAUCUCAGCUCGACACCAUGGCCCCAAGACUUGCAAACUUAUUCCGGACCGUCCGGCCCUCCGUAACGCCAAACGAAAUCUUCAUCGCCGUGAGCGGCCCUUCUGUCUGUGGCUACCAGUAUUGCGAUUGCAAUGCGCCGGAGUGUGAGCUCAAGAAAUAUAAGAUCACGAUCUACCUUGAUCGAAGGGAGCUGGGUAGACGUGUCACGAAACCAUGGAUCAGAGGAGGCAGUGUGGCAGGGUUUGAGGAGGCUGCACGAAAGCUGAUAGAGGCUGUGGACGAGAUUAGUGAGAACCCUGAGUCGGCUUCGUCUCAGCCACCCAUGGAUAGCCAGGAAACGUGUCAAAUGGGGAUAGUUUUGGAGACAAACGACGCUGAGUUUGCAUAA